Messenger RNA from Tetranychus urticae (two-spotted spider mite), 1224 nucleotides. RefSeq lists its product as uncharacterized. Gene Ontology annotation, molecular function: serine-type endopeptidase activity. Gene Ontology annotation, biological process: proteolysis. The record is from RefSeq and is a predicted model, not a curated record. NCBI's taxonomy places the organism in Eukaryota, Metazoa, Arthropoda, Arachnida, Trombidiformes, Tetranychidae.
GUUUAACUUUGAUUAAGAGUCAGAUCAUUUGCUGCUUUCAUUGUCGACAAUUGAGUUUUAAAAGUCGAUUGUGCAAAAUUUCACCAAAGAAAUGCUCAACAGUGCAAUUUUGAUGAUGUUUUUAUAUUCAAAUUUUGUAUCAUCGACAGACGUAGAAGAUUCAACAGAGUUCCAAGAAAAAAUUUAUAAGGGUAAAGAUGUUCUCCGAAAAGGUGUUUAUCCUUACUUUUGUUCCAUCCAAAUACCAAAUGAUCGGUAUCCAUAUAUUCACUACUGUGGAGGAGUAUUGGUGGAAAGAAAUGUCAUGCUAACAGCAGCACAUUGUCUUACCAAUACCUCACUUAUUUCAAAAUUGCGCAUUUUACCCAACUAUCGAAAUCGACGGGUAAUCCAAAAGAGCGAUCCCAUUAUCAAAGUUAAAAAUUAUGUGAUACAUCCAGAUUUUUUAAAACAACGACCAUACAGUAUGCAUGACAUCGCUGUUGUACUAUUGGACAAACCUGAUACACGACCUAAAGCUACGCUUCAACUGGCCUUCAGACGUCUUCCUGUUAAUACAAAGGUUAAGUUAAUAGGUUUUGGGAUCGAAAUAAGAGACUACCUAUCAGAUGCACUGCUAGAAGCAACUGUAACCAUCAAAGACGACAAAAAGUGCCUGGAUGAAAAGACAGGAUUUGAGUAUGCUCCAAUUUACAAUUUCUGUACUCAGAAUAACGUUGGUGCAGGUGGAUGUUAUGGUGACGCAGGUGGUCCUGCAAUUUGGCAAGAUGCACGUACUAAUAUAAGUUAUCUUUAUGGUGUGCUGAGUAGUGAACAGUCGCCCUGUAAUAAGUUUCACACUGAUGUCUUUGUUAAUGUUUUUGCUCAUUUGAAGUUCAUCAAUGAUGCUUAUUUACAAUUUUCUCGUGAACAAUUUGGAUGUCCGAAAACUAGAAAAGCAGAAAUAACUGAAUACGAUUACUGAAUGGACAUUCAGUUAAUGAACUCCAAAAUAUAGCAUUAUGCCAUCCAUUGGCUUUAGACGAGCUGCUGAUACAGAUAUACCAUAAUGCAAUGUUGCACAAAAAAUGAGAAAAAUUAGCAACUUUGAAAGGUCUUAAAUUAUCGAUACCUUUUUCAAUUAGUAUAAAAUAUCUUUUUGGGAUAAAAAAAUAUGGUCAAUUGAUUGUAUGUUAUUCAGAGAUGAAUUAUACAUUGAAAAUUUCGAUUAGAACACUGCUGUAA